AUGUUCAACAAUGCCGGUGGUUGCACGGGCGGAAUAUACAUCGUCCACGCCAGUCUUACCGAAUACACCAUUAUCUUUGGAACUGCCGUCGGCACCGAAGGCCACAGCGGCCGUCAUCUUCUCGAUAACUACUUCUAUAUCCUGACCGGCACCUAG
Molecule: messenger RNA, 156 nt
Organism: Durotheca rogersii
Lineage: Eukaryota; Fungi; Ascomycota; Sordariomycetes; Xylariales; Xylariaceae
Product: ERG2/sigma1 receptor-like protein
Exons: 2
Coding region: 1-156 (51 amino acids)
Biological process (GO): ergosterol biosynthetic process
Cellular component (GO): endoplasmic reticulum
Source: RefSeq, a predicted model, not a curated record